AUCUUAAGAUUUAAAUUAGAUACAAUUUCAUCCUGCAUGUGUCAUUGAGCAUUUCAAUUACUGCCAACUCACUGUUUUGACUCAACUCUUUAAUUCAAUCCAGAACCAUGUCUAUCCUCAAGAUUCACGCUCGUGAGAUUUUUGACUCCCGUGGCAACCCCACUGUGGAGGUUGAUCUGUACACCAAGAAAGGUCUUUUCAGAGCUGCAGUGCCCAGCGGUGCCUCCACAGGCAUCUAUGAGGCUCUGGAGCUCCGUGACAAUGACAAGACACGCUACAUGGGCAAAGGUGUCUCAAAAGCUGUUGAGAAUAUCAAUAAAAAAAUUGCACCUGCACUGGUUAGCAAGGAUGUGAGCGUUGUAGAUCAGGAAAAGAUCGACAAGCUGAUGCUGGACAUGGAUGGCACAGAAAACAAGUCUAAGUUUGGUGCUAAUGCCAUCCUGGGCGUGUCCCUGGCUGUGUGCAAGGCUGGUGCAGCAGAGAAGGGCGUUCCCCUCUACCGCCACAUCGCUGACCUGGCUGGAAACCCUGAAGUCAUCCUCCCUGUCCCUGCUUUCAACGUCAUCAACGGCGGCUCCCAUGCAGGCAACAAGCUGGCCAUGCAGGAGUUCAUGAUCCUGCCUGUGGGUGCCAGCAGCUUUAAGGAGGCCAUGCGUAUCGGUGCCGAGGUCUACCACAACCUGAAGAAUGUCAUCAAGGAGAAAUAUGGCAAGGACGCCACUAAUGUAGGAGACGAGGGAGGCUUCGCCCCCAACAUCCUGGAGAACAAGGAAGCUCUGGAGCUGCUGAAGAAUGCCAUUGCCAAGGCCGGCUACACUGACAAGAUCGUGAUUGGCAUGGACGUGGCUGCCUCUGAGUUCUACAAGGGCGGCAAGUACGACCUGGACUUCAAGUCCCCUGACGACCCCAGCCGCUACAUCUCCCCUGACAAGCUGGCUGACCUCUACAGGAGCUUUGUCAAAGAUUACCCCGUGGUGUCCAUUGAGGACCCCUUUGACCAGGAUGACUGGGAGGCGUGGUCCAAGUUCACAGCCAGCACCAGCAUCCAGGUGGUGGGUGAUGACCUCACAGUCACCAACCCCAAACGCAUCGCCAAGGGCGUGGAGGAAAAGUCCUGCAACUGCCUGCUGCUUAAAGUCAACCAGAUCGGCUCCGUCACAGAGUCCCUGCAGGCCUGCAAGAUGGCUCAGAGCAACGGCUGGGGUGUGAUGGUCAGCCAUCGCUCUGGAGAGACAGAGGACACCUUCAUCGCUGACCUGGUGGUCGGUCUCUGCACUGGACAGAUCAAGACCGGUGCACCUUGCCGAUCUGAGCGCUUGGCCAAGUAUAACCAGCUGCUCAGGAUUGAAGAGGAGCUCGGUGACAAGGCCCGUUUUGCCGGCCAGAACUUCAGGCACCCCAUCUGAGCUGGUUCUACCUCCACGGGCCUCUGUGUGUUCUCUGCUCAUAAAUAAUCCCCUCUCAUAUACGCCACACUAGGCCGCCUGCCCUGUCCGGAUAGAAGAUGGAUAGAUCACUGCUGAAAUCCAAGGUCCAAGUCUGGUCUGUGGCGUGGAGAAGCUAAACAGUACAUCCUAGCACAACCACAGCUCAUCCCCAAACUAUGCUUUAGCUCCUGAAUAGUGUCGGUCCUUAUGUCUGUGUCUGUGUAACUGUGUGAGAGAUCUUUGUUUGGCUUCUCGUGAGUUGUAGUGAUCUUUGGUCCUCUGCUGAGUAUUUGAGCUACUGUAACUGUAGUACGGUUCUGCCUCGAGCAGUGGUGACAGUACUGUGUGUGCAAUGUGUCGCAUCUGACAAGGUCUCGUGUUGCUGUAAGCGUUGGCAGAAACGUGUAAUAAACAACAUAGUUUGAAACCGUU
This is a messenger RNA of Anoplopoma fimbria (sablefish), 1859 nucleotides long. It is a transcript of the gene eno1a, whose product is annotated as enolase 1a, (alpha). The record is from RefSeq and is a predicted model, not a curated record. Gene Ontology annotation, cellular component: phosphopyruvate hydratase complex. Gene Ontology annotation, molecular function: phosphopyruvate hydratase activity; magnesium ion binding. The coding region runs from base 108 to 1406 and encodes 432 amino acids. NCBI's taxonomy places the organism in Eukaryota, Metazoa, Chordata, Actinopteri, Perciformes, Anoplopomatidae. Gene Ontology annotation, biological process: glycolytic process. The transcript has 12 exons.